Messenger RNA from Penicillium alfredii, 1047 nucleotides. RefSeq names its product inorganic diphosphatase IPP1 (gene ipp1). Gene Ontology annotation, molecular function: magnesium ion binding; inorganic diphosphate phosphatase activity. Gene Ontology annotation, cellular component: cytoplasm; nucleus. Lineage: Eukaryota; Fungi; Ascomycota; Eurotiomycetes; Eurotiales; Aspergillaceae. Bases 1 to 1047 code for a protein of 348 amino acids. The record is from RefSeq and is a predicted model, not a curated record. The transcript is spliced from 4 exons. Gene Ontology annotation, biological process: phosphate-containing compound metabolic process.
AUGGCUCUGGCCCGUCCUCCCUUGGCCCGGCUGGGAUUGUCUGCCUCCACCGCCCGAGUCCGCCCAUCCACGCUGGCUCCCCCCACUUUCAAAGCCCCUCCCUUUUCAUUCCCCUCCAAGAUUCCUUCCAUCUCUCGUGUUGCUCUUGUCUCCAGACACUUCUCGUCUGCAGCUCCCACCAUGUCUUACUCCGUCCGCAAGAUUGGCCAGCCCUUCACGCUGGAGCACCGUGUCUUCAUCGAGAAGGAUGGUGUGCCCGUCUCUCCCUUCCACGACAUUCCCCUCUACGCCAAUGAGCAGCAGACCAUCCUGAACAUGGUUGUUGAGAUCCCUCGCUGGACCAAUGCCAAGCAGGAGAUCUCCAAGGAGGACUUCCUGAACCCCAUCAAGCAGGACACCAAGAAGGGCAAGCUCCGCUACGUCCGCAACUGCUUCCCCCACAAGGGCUACCUCUGGAACUACGGUGCCUUCCCCCGCACCUGGGAAGACCCCAACACCGUCCACCCCGAGACUAAGGCCAAGGGUGACAAUGACCCUCUGGAUGUGUGCGAGAUUGGCGAGCUGGUCGGCUACCCUGGCCAGGUCAAGCAGGUCAAGGUGCUUGGUGUGAUGGCUCUCCUGGACGAGGAGGAGACCGACUGGAAGGUCAUUGUCGUCGACAUCAACGACCCCCUGGCUCCCAAGCUUAACGACAUCGAAGACGUUGAGCGCCACCUCCCCGGUCUCCUGCGAGCCACCAACGAGUGGUUCCGUAUCUACAAGAUCCCCGACGGCAAGCCCGAGAACCAGUUCGCCUUCUCCGGCGAGUGCAAGAACAAGAAGUACGCCGAGGACGUUAUCCGCGAGUGCUCCGACGCCUGGGAGAAGCUUAUCACCGGCAAGGCUCCCCGCGGCGAGAUCAGCCUCGCCAACGUGACUGUGGACAACUCGGUCGAGCGUGCUGAGCAGAGCCAGCUGGCUUCCAUCCCCCGCGGCGAGAACCUGCCCCCUGCUCCCACCGACGGCAGCAUUGACAAGUGGUUCUUCAUCUCCGGUGCUGCGGUGUAA